UAUGGAAAGAAAGUAUAGGUAUAAACAGAGCUAUCAAAAGAGGAAAAAGGCCCAGAGUCAACAGUACUGCCCAAGUAGAAGCUAACUCCAUAGUAGAAGAUAAAGGACUAACAAGAAAUUCUGAUGCAGUGGAAAGCCAUUUAAAAAAGCAACAAAAAAGGCGAAUGAAAGUGUCAAAAGAAGAAGUUGUAACGUUAAAUGGAGUGAAAAGACAUAGAAGCUCAAAAGACUCUUUAGUAGAUAAUGAAGUUGCAUCAUCAAGUCAUCCGAGCAAGAGACGAAAAGAGAAUGAAGAAGGAGCCGAAUUAUUGAAAUACUAA
Molecule: messenger RNA, 320 nt
Organism: Dentiscutata erythropus
Lineage: Eukaryota; Fungi; Glomeromycota; Glomeromycetes; Diversisporales; Gigasporaceae
Source: the annotation of a GenBank genome assembly